UUAGAGUAAGAGGCAAAGCGGUUGUUGAGAGUGUUUUAGACCCCGAUAGACCUCCAUUUGGAAAAGGCUACUUAGUGUUGUUUUUUUCUGGAUGUCUUUGAGCUGGGCGACACAUUCAAACUUCACCAGUUCAUAAACAAUAAGGAGUGUGGAUGUGCACUUGCAUAUUUUUUUUGCCCACGUUCACCCGGGUUGAGGCGCGCACCGCACGCCGGACAGGCCUCUUCUGUGUGCGGUCCGUGAUCCCGGCAACGACGUCAGCAAGCGUGUCCGACUUCCCGGAGGCGGGGACCACAGAGAGAGAGAGAGAGAGGGAGACAGCCAAUCAGCGGGCUGGCUGGAGCGCACGAGGAGCCGGUGAUAUAAGAACAGCGAGCGCGCGACCGGCCGCUUGUCACUACAGAGGAAACGCAGGACGCGCUCGGUUUGAGAGCAGAAAACGAAACAAAAAAAACCCCAAAGACAUUCUGCUUCAUACGCGUGGAAUCAAAACACCCGAGUUAGUCACUGGACUCCGCUUUGAAUUCAACUAAAGGCACAAAUCGACGACUUGGUACAGUACAGUUCCACUUUUUUGGAAGUUUUGCUCUGUUUCUGAUAGCUGUGGUCUUCAGUAUAAUAAUUCGGCGGGACUGGUGCCGGAGAUUGAAUCAGUUCGGGACACUGAAGCCUCGGUGUCCACGCAGCAUCUUUUGCAGCGCACUCUUGUAUUUGACUUGUAUUUUGAAAUAUGUCCACAAUAAUGGAACAGCCUUUUUAUGACGACUCGUUUCUCUCUGCUUACGGCCAUCCAGGCGCAGCCCUGCCAGACUACAAGCUGCAUAAGCAGAGUAUGAACUUGAACUUCUCCGAUUCUUACCGGAGCUCGAACUUCAAGCCACAGCACCUGCGCGCCGAUAGCGAUUUCUAUUCGGCCGGGUCGGUGGACGUGGGCUCGCUGAAGCUCGCCUCCCCGGAACUGGAGCGACUGAUCAUCCAGAACAGCAACGGGGUCAUCACCACCACGCCGACGCCCGGCCAGUUCCUCUACAACCGCGGCAUCACAGAGGAACAGGAAGGCUUCGCCGACGGUUUCGUCAAAGCGCUGGACGAUCUGCACAAAAUGAACCAGAUGGCUCCCCCGAACGUGUCCAUCGGCGGCGGGGUGUCGUGCGCGUCGAUGCAGCAGGACGCGCUGGAGUACACCACCCUAAACAGCUGCGGCGCCAACCCCGGUCUGUCGUCCGCGGCCAGCUAUCCCUCCACCACCAUCAGCUACCUGCCGCACCACCAGUACCAUCCUCACCCUCACCUCGCGCACCACCACCACCACCACCACCCGCCGCCGGCGGCCGUUCCGCACGGGUCGCACCAUUUCCAGCACUCCCUGGCCGGCGCGGGCGUCCACUCGCAGCGGUUCGGCGGGUUGAAAGAGGAGCCUCAGACGGUUCCGGACAUGCUCAGCAGCGACGGGUCUCCGCCGAUGUCCCCCAUCGACCUGGAGAACCAGGACCGCAUGAAAGCGGAGCGCAAGCGGCUGAGGAACCGGCUCGCGGCUUCGAAGUGUCGCAGGCGCAAGCUGGAGCGCAUCUCUCGCCUGGAGGACAAGGUGAAGGUGCUGAAGACGGACAACGCCGGGCUGUCGAACACGGCGUCCGUGCUGCGGGAUCAGGUGGCCCAGCUCAAGCAGAAGGUCAUGACGCACGUGAGCAGUGGCUGCCAGCUCAUGUUGGGGCCCAAAGUGAAGUCUUACUGAGGAAAGGAAUGCACUUUAGAACAAGAAAA
This is a messenger RNA of Gasterosteus aculeatus aculeatus (three-spined stickleback), 1764 nucleotides long. RefSeq names its product transcription factor JunB. Gene Ontology annotation, molecular function: RNA polymerase II cis-regulatory region sequence-specific DNA binding; transcription factor binding; DNA-binding transcription factor activity, RNA polymerase II-specific. Gene Ontology annotation, biological process: regulation of transcription by RNA polymerase II; regulation of cell cycle; regulation of cell population proliferation. Gene Ontology annotation, cellular component: transcription regulator complex. The record is from RefSeq and is a predicted model, not a curated record. Lineage: Eukaryota; Metazoa; Chordata; Actinopteri; Perciformes; Gasterosteidae.